Molecule: messenger RNA, 6450 nt
Organism: Rana temporaria (common frog)
Lineage: Eukaryota; Metazoa; Chordata; Amphibia; Anura; Ranidae
Product: KIAA1217 ortholog
Exons: 21
Coding region: 108-5885 (1925 amino acids)
Cellular component (GO): cytoplasm
Source: RefSeq, a predicted model, not a curated record
CCAGACUUCCCCGGAGUGGGAGAACAGCCGCCUGCAAUGCAUGUUUCUUCCAUCCCUUCCUGCUUUUUAAAGUUCUGUUAGGAGCCGUCAGUCAUCGCUUGCAGACAAUGGAGGAGCUCUCAAGGCAGAAGUCGGAGGGGAUCAUGUCUCUGCUGGGUAGCGGCCAGUUGAAUGGUCAGACGAAAAACAGUUCAUUCAGCGGCUCAUUAGAUGAAACAGAAUGUCACCAGUCUAAAGAGAACCUGUCUAAUGGAAACAUCCCACCUAAAGCUGUACGGAAUAUUCCUCGGAGACACACAGUAGGUGGGCCCCGCAGUUCAAAAGAAAUCCUGGGAAUGCAGACCUCCGACAUGGAUCGCAAGAGGGAGGCCUUUCUGGAGCACCUGAAAUACAAAUACCCUCAUCAUGCCACAGCAAUAAUGGGUCACCAGGAGCGCCUAAGAGAACAGGCUGCACAGUGUAUGCUGGCCUCCUUCUAUUCAGAACUUGACAUUCAAAGGUACUUGAUGAAAAUUGAAUCCUCUCGGAGAACAAAAAGCCCGAAGCUGUCCUCCAGCCCGCAGUCAAGCCUGGGAGAUCCGGCUGAACACAACCUCUCUGAACCAUUGCUGGACUCAGGAGACGCCAUGUUUGAAGGGGAAUCCACAUUGCCUUUUAUCAGAGGCAGCCGGACAAGGGCCAGCCUCCCCGUCGUCAGAUCCACCAAUCAGACGAAAGAGCGAUCUCUAGGUGUGCUCUUUCUGCAAUAUGGGGAGGACACCAAAAAGCUGCAGAUGCCGAAUGAAAUAACCGGUGUAGACACCAUACGUGCCCUGUUCGUAAGUGCCUUCCCUCAGCAGCUUACAAUGAAGGUACUGGAGUCCCCCAGCACAGCCAUAUAUAUCAAAGACGACGGCAGAAAUAUCUAUUACGAAUUAAGUGAUGUCAGGAAUAUUCAAGACAGAUCUUUCCUCAAAGUUUACCACAAAGAUCCGGCUCAAGCAUUCAACCACACGCCCCGGGCGGUCAAUGGAGACGUAAGAAUGCAAAGAGAUAUUGCAUACUCCGUUCGAGAGGGCCCAGCAGUCCACCGACCUGGGUCAGCAACAUAUCCCUCUCAUGGAGGCCCGAUAUCUCCACCUCCCACUCCUGUGCCGCAUUCAAUGCCACCAUCUCCGUCAAGGAUUCCCUAUGGAGGACGACCUCUGGUGGGGCAGAGCAACACCACGAUACAAAGAGAAAGGAUAUCCAGCUUACCAGUCUCGAGAUCCAUAUCACCAAGUCCUAGUGCCAUCUUGGAAAGGAGGGAUGUGAAACCAGAUGAGGAUCUGGGUGGCAAAAAUGUCCAGUUAAUGCGCAAUGAUGGCAUGUAUGUGGAUCCUUACAUGUAUCAUGAAGGUCGCAUGAGUAUUGCAUCUUCCCAUGGUGGGCACCCAAUGGACAUGCCAGACCACCUUAUUGCUUUCCACAGGGGAGCAAUGAGAUCUUCAAGCACUUACUCAAACUCUUCUAUGCAAAUGGAGAUGAUGGAACAAUCAGUUUAUAGACAAAAGUCUCGGAAACACUCAGACAGUCUUUUGCCAACACUUGGCUCAAAAACUCCUCCAGCCUCUCCUCACAGGGUGACUGAUAUAAGGAUGAUGGAAAUGCACGGUCACAACGCCCACGUGCCUCCCCAUGGUAUACAAAGCGAGAGGUCUUCUCCAAUCCGACAGUCAUUUAAAAAAGAACAAGGACCUGGAGUUUUUGUGGAGGCCAAAGUCCGGAACACAGGUGGAAUAAUAGGCAUGGCUGAUAUUGUACCAUCCCCCACUGAAAAACAAGUAUUCGGUGGAUAUGGAGUUCCUCAUGUAGCACAAAAAGAAAUUUAUACUCGAGACAGAAUGCAUGCCAUGGAGAAACAGAUAGCCAGUCUAACUGGCCUUGUUCAGACCGCACUUAUGAAAGGGCCCAGCCCAAGCAGCAGUAAGGAUGCACCUGGUGAGAAAGUCAUUAAGUCUGCAAGCAGCACUCCUCCCAUCACAGACAGUCCAGUUCAUACUAUAUCCAGUGGAAAGAAUAUAUUAUCCAUUAUUGAAUCUACAGCUGUCAGUCAUGCGCCACCUGCUGGUUCAGAAAUGCAAGUUAGCCUGCACAACAUGCGACGUAAUGUGGCUGAGCUGCGUCUUCAGCUGCAUAAAAUGAAGCAGCUACAGCUGCAGAACCAGGAGAUGGUGCGGGCGAUGAUGAAGAAAGCAGAGCUGGAAAUUAGCAGUAAAGUGACAGACAUAGUCAGGAACCUGGAGGAUCCGGUGCAGCGACAGCGCGUCCUAGUGGAGCAAGAGCGGCAGAAGUACCUCCAGGACGAGGAACAGAUUGUUAUCAAGUUAAGUGACCUGGAGAAUUUUGUAGAGAAGGACUCCGCCUCUAGAGUUGUUACAUUGAAGGACGUUGAGGAUCGAGCGUUUGUGCUGCGCCAGAUUGGAGAAGCAGUGUCUAACUUAAAAGGGGAGUUUCCAUACUUACAGAAUAAGAUGAGAGCGGUGCUGCGGGUGGAGGUGGAGGCAGUAAGAUUCCUCAAAGAAGAACCCCACAAGCUGGACAGCUUAUUAAAGAGGAUCCGAAGCAUGACGGAUGCCCUAUCAUCCUUAAGAAGGCAAGUUAGUGAUGGACCCUCUAAAGUUGUUGACUUUAAUCAGAAUAACCAAUUUAUUAUCACCGAGAAAGUUACAGAAACAGAUAUUACCCAACACAGAGAAGAAAAAAGUCAUGCCUAUCUUCAGCCAACGCAGACAGAAGCGGUAAACGUGACGGAAUCACAGACGGUGUCUGUAAAGUCCGAGGUGGUGCCUCUGUCCGCUGGGGUCAAAGUUCACCAAGUACAAAGCUCACCUGUCCAUAUGCGGCAAUCUCAACACUCUUCAGCACUGAUUAACCAUGUUCAUAACUCCAUUAAUCAGACGGGUCACGGAACAGAAGUGUCAGCCAACUAUCAUUCAACAAGUUUACCAGCCCAUGCUGCUCAAGAGCUGUCUCCAGCAGUACAGACCACUCAGCAUAAUGGGUCUUCUGCGCAGAGCCUAUUUAUUGAAGAAAUUCAGCAUGUGGCCUACAGGAAUCGAGCAGUCUCUAUAGAGGAAGCAGAGAGAAAGUUUGAAGAGAAAAGACAAAAUCUGGACCAUUAUAAUGGAAAAGAGUUUGAGAAGAUGUUAGAAGAGGCACAGGCCAAUAUCAUGAAGUCCAUCCCCAGCCUAGAGAUACCAGCUCAGUCUCUGAAAGUGGACAGCGGAGAAAAAUUAGAGGUCAUUGAGGGUAACAAAGAAAUUGAGCAAGAAAGCGAUAAAUUAAUCAAAUCACCUCCUCCUCCGCCUCCUCGCCGUAUAUACCCACCAGGGUCCGGAAUGAGCACCUCAUGGGGUUCGGAAUGGAGAGACAGCAAGGAUUCUGAGGAGGUACUUCCAUCCAAGGAAGCAGAAAUUCCCAGAGGUUCCUCAGCAGUGACCACAGUUAUGUCUUCUGCUGUGAAGGAUGAAGAGGAGGAGGAAGGGGAGAGGAUCAUGGCAGAACUUCAGGCUUUCCAGAAGUGUUCGAUAGUGGAAAUUAAUUCAAAGGUGCAGUAUGAGCCCCCUAAAUCAGAAACACAAGAGAGAGAUUUCAAACCACCAGGUUUAGCUCUGCCCAAGGAGAAGAAGGUGUCAUGCACUAUUUCAAAAGAAAGUUUAAGGCCCGAAAGCCCAAAACUUGUUGAAAGUACAGAGGACAAGUGGAGAUUUCACUUUCAAAGUUCUGCACCUGAUUCUGCUAAGCAUAGGCAGGAAAACAAAGUUGUUGUUAAUGAACAGUCUACAUACAGUCUGUUCAUAGGUAGGGAUGAACAUAAAAACAAUGAAGAACAAAAAGAACUCAAAGGAGAAGAACACACCACUAUAAUUAGUUAUCCAAAAAAUCAGGUUUUAAACCAGUUGAGCGCUCCUGUACUUCCAGAAGUGGGUAAUGGAAGAAUAGAACACAAGACAGAGUCUUCAAGGUCAACAAUUGUUAAGGUUUCUAAUGUAGAAAAAGUUUUAGAGAACCAGGAACCUAGCAAAGCUUUGCAAGAACAGGGAAUGCCCUAUUUAGAUUUAGGUCAGAGAGUUGUACUACGACAGAAGAACUCAAGGAGGACUGUCAGCCAACCGUCUGAGGACACAGAUCAUCCCGCAAUAUCCCCCACGUCGCCAAAUGAACCAAAGUCUCCAGCAGAUAACAUUGCCUUUAUGAUAACAAACACGGAAGUUCAGGUCUUGUCUACAGGUGAGGUCCAAGAUAUUGUAAACCGAAAGGGAAGCGAGUUCCAGACAGUCAACCUUGAUCGUGAGAACGUAGAGAAGGUUAACUUGAAUACUUCUACCAAUGCUGGGUCAGAAGAUCCUGUUGUGAGUACAGAUAAGAAGCCAGUCAUUAUUAUAUUUGAUGAGCCAAUGGAUAUUAGGUCUGCUUAUAAAAGGCUUUCAACCAUAUUUGAGGAAGGCGAUGAUGAUUUAGAAAAAAUAAUGUCAGGGGCAACGAUUGAUGAGGAAGAAGAAGAAGAAGAGGAGGAGGAAAAGGAACCUGAUGCACCUGCACCACAGCACAAGGUUGACUUAAAUAAAACAAAAACUACUACAGAAAAUGUCAAGGAUCAGAGCAGAUACAGAUUUAACUAUCCUUCUCUAGCAGAGAUGAAACAGACUAUGUUCAAUGAUGGCACCUCUCAGACAAUACUCACAGAUGAAGACCGGUCUGAUGUCUCUGAUUAUCAGUUUGGUCAGAGACAAGAUGUAAAAAAGAAAUUCAAGUUCAAAUUCCCUAAAAAGCAGCUGGCAGCUUUGACCCAAGCCAUACGUACUGGGACGAAGACUGGCAAAAAAACUUUGCAGGUGGUAGUAUAUGAGGACGAAGAAGAGCUUGAUGGAACAGUAAAGCAACACAAAGAAGCAAAAAGGUUUGAAAUUGCAAGAUCCAGUAGCAAAGAGGAAAAUACAAACCCUGCACUUGAAAAGCUAGAGGUCCACAGCCUUGCAGAAUCAGAUCAAGUGUCCAGAACAGAUGAAAUCAGGCAAAACACUUACAGAACUUUAGAUAGUCUUGAGCAAACCAUCAAGCAGCUGGAAAGCACGAUGAGUGAAAUGACGCCAAGGCCAGGGUCUGAUAUUACUGAAAUAAAAGAAACCAAAACAUUCUCCCAAUCUCCUGUCUUGGCUAAAGAACAUGUGCUUGUGGAGGAAACAAAACUUGUCAUAGAGUCUCCAUCAUCCCUACCCAUUUCAGCACGUAAGGGUUCAAAUGGAGCUCCACAAACCAGCCGAAUGCCAAUACCAAUGUCUUCUAAAAGUAGACAAGGAACCCCGGAAAAAACUAGCAAACAGCCAAAGCUUCAGGAGCCACAACGACAGUACAGACAGGCUAACGGAGGUACUAAGAAAGCUGGUGGGGAUGUUAAGGCUGCUUCCCCUACUUUAUCUACUUCUAAGAUUCCAGCUCUUUCCCUUAACACUGGAAAAAGCAGCUCUGUUCCCGCUCAGUGUAUUGACACCCCUAACUCCCAUAACCCUUUGGUGAAAUCUCACAUCCCAGUAACCAGCUCUAACACUCAGUCCAGUCGUGCUAUUAACUCUUCUUCCCUUAUCCGUCCUGUUCAUAAUGGCACUUCAAAGCUGCAGAGUCCUUCUUAUGCAGGUAAAGGUCACCAUCUCUCAUUUUCACCGCAGAAUGCGAACGGCAGGCCAUCUCCUGCUGCUACUGCUUCCUCCUCCUCUGCUGCUGCCUCUCCCUCUACUUCUGUCUCUCCCACUUCACUGACUCAAGGUAUGAAGAGCAUCCGUACCAUUCACACGCCUAGCUUCACCAGCUACAAGUCACAGAACGGAAUUUCCAGCAAGAUCACCACUCCCAAGGAGGCCUCAUAACUCGUGCUAACCCGCCACUAUCACUGGAUGUGCCACGGUUGCGUCUUCGCGUGCAAUCACACCUUCUUCAGUCUCUCAAAACUUACUGUUCCUGUCUUUGUACAUAGCAGGCCUAUAAAUUCUUGUUGACCCUGUUGCUGUUGUAAUUAUAACAUUGCUCUUGUUUUAUUGGUCUUUAGGGCUGAUUUAUAAGAUCUGGGGUAAGGAACGCGAGUUGCCAAUAUCAAUUAGUCAAGUUGCAGAUACCAUAGUUUCGGUUGGAAUAUGGGAGCACCUAAGCAAAUGAUAGUUCUCAUUUUCCAAAGUAAUGGCUGCUAUUGGCAAUACUUGAUUCGUUCCUCUCCUUAAGCUCUCUUAAAUUGACCUUCUUGUUUUUAUGUAAAUUGAAAGUCUGUGUGUGUGAUUGUAUAUAUUCUAAUACUGUAAGUUCGCAUGUGUGUGUGUGUGUGUAAACUAGGAAGGCUGGAAAAAAUUUAAACUAAAAGGAACUUAGUGUGGAUGCAAAAUAUUUUGUAUAGACUAUUUUUCAUUAUGGAACCUGCCAGAGAUAAAAAAAAAAAAUCUA